GCUGUAGUCCCGGCGCCGCCAUUUCCCGGCAGCGUGCGGCCGCCGCCCGCGGUGACUUUGCGGCAUGGAGAGCGGCUUCGGCUCAGACUUCGGUUCCGACUUCGGCUCCGGGGGCGGCGGGGGCGGCAAGCUGGACCCGGGGCUCAUUAUGGAGCAGGUGAAGGUGCAGAUCGCCGUGGCCAACGCUCAGGAGCUGCUGCAGCGCAUGACCGACAAAUGCUUUCGGAAGUGCAUCGGGAAGCCCGGCGGGGCCCUGGACAACUCGGAGCAGAAGUGCAUCGCGAUGUGCAUGGACCGGUACAUGGACUCCUGGAACACCGUGUCCCGAGCCUACAACUCUCGGCUGCAGCGGGAGAGAGCCAACAUGUGACGGCCCCGGCUCCCGGGCCGGGAGGGACCAUGCCGGGAAGGGACGAGCGGCCAGUCCGGGGGGGUUGGGGCUGAAGUCCUGGCGCCUUCCAGCCCCGGCCGUGGCAGAGCAAUAAACCCUCGCUGAACCUUUUGCAUCCCUUGGCUUUUAUUGGCACCAGCCCCAGGAGCGAGUGAAUUUUCCAGCCUCGAGAGCCGCCGCCAGCUGCUUGCUUUACCUCAGGCUCUUCCCAGCGGUCCAGACCGGCCAAGGGAUGUAGCAGCUGAGAAAUGCCUGCUGGAAGGGCUGCAAGGAGCCUUCUGUGGAAAAGGGGGAGGCCAAGACAGCAGCAAGCCCCUUGCCCAGGAAGCCAGCACGGAGCCAGCCAGCAGGUAGUUACCCAGGCCCUGCUCAUCAGUGCAGACGCUGC
Messenger RNA from Dryobates pubescens (Downy woodpecker), 779 nucleotides. RefSeq names its product translocase of inner mitochondrial membrane 13 (gene TIMM13). The transcript has 3 exons. The record is from RefSeq and is a predicted model, not a curated record. Bases 65 to 370 code for a protein of 101 amino acids. NCBI's taxonomy places the organism in Eukaryota, Metazoa, Chordata, Aves, Piciformes, Picidae.